CCUGCUGAGUCAUCUUAUAUGUUAGAGGUUUAUGGGGUUGAUCAGGGACAUGACAUAUAUACACCUGAGCAUCUCAUUGACUGAACACUUUCCAUUAAACACUUUCUGACUGAUGAGAAGGAGAGAUGAAUCUUCUCCUAAAUGACCAGACUGAUGAACCGUUGCACCUUGACCUGUGCUUGGACGAGCUUUCGCCUGAGACAGGGAUAAUCGAGCUGCUCAAAACCCUGAGACCACAGUGGAGAGCUGAGGAUAUCCAACUAAAGAUGUUUACAGAGGGCAUAACGAAUCAGCUGCUGGGCUGCUCAGUGAGCUCAGACACGGCCAUGGUGUUGGUGCGAGUGUACGGACGAAAGACUGAGCUUUUUUUAGACCGUAAGAAAGAGGUGGAGAUGCUGAAGCUGCUGCACUCACAUGGCUGUGGCCCAAGACUCUACUGCAGCUUCCACAACGGCAUCUGCUACGAGUUCCUGAAGGGCGUUACGCUGGAAGAUGUUCUGCUCCAAGAGCCUUCUGUCUACAGACUGGUCGCAGUAGAAAUGGGGAAAAUCCAUUCGAUAAAGCCAAAGUCCAGCUGCUCUAUGGAACCUGUGCUGUGGUCAAAGUUGGAUAAUUACCUGAAAUUAUUGCAGGACUGUGAAAAUGAUGAUGAUGUGGUACAGCAAGAUUCGCAGCUGGACAUUCCCAGCGUGGACGUGUUAAUCAGUGAGACGGAGGAGCUGAAAAAACACUUAAAGAGAGUGGAGUCUCCAACGGUGCUGUGUCACAAUGACCUCCUGACCAAAAACAUCAUCUACAACUCAGAUGAAGGUGGAGUCAAAUUCAUCGACUACGAAUACGCUGACUUUAACUACCAGGCGUACGACAUCGGAAACCACUUCAAUGAAUUUGCAGGUGUGAAUAACGUGGAUUACGGUCUGUACCCGAGCCGCGAGCUGCAGUGGGAUUGGCUAACAGUUUACCUCCAGAGCAUAAAAAUCAACAGCCGAGUCGACUCACAAGUCACUCAGAGAGAAGUGAACACUCUGUACGUCCAAGUCUGCAAAUUCUCACUGGCGUCUCACCUGUCCUGGGGUCUGUGGGCUCUGUUACAGGCCAGAUACUCCACCAUCAACUUCAAUUUCUUAAAAUACGCUGCUGCUCGGUUCAGCUACUACUUUAAGAAGAAGGAGGAGUAUUUAGGAAUGGCGCUUCCUUAAUACCUGAAUUAUUAGAUUUUUAUUCCCUUCUCAUCUUUUUGAGUGAAAAUAAACUUCAGAAUAAAUAAUAAAAUGCUUUACUGUGA
This is a messenger RNA of Ictalurus punctatus (channel catfish), 1285 nucleotides long. Its product is annotated as ETNK_euk domain-containing protein. Lineage: Eukaryota; Metazoa; Chordata; Actinopteri; Siluriformes; Ictaluridae. Gene Ontology annotation, biological process: phosphatidylethanolamine biosynthetic process. The transcript is spliced from 8 exons. The record is from RefSeq and is a predicted model, not a curated record. Gene Ontology annotation, cellular component: cytoplasm. Bases 126 to 1199 code for a protein of 357 amino acids. Gene Ontology annotation, molecular function: ethanolamine kinase activity.